UCUUUGCUUCGGGCCAAACCGGCUCAACUGAGACGAUCAGCACCCGGCCUGCGGCCCUCAUCUCUAAAGAUCGCCCUGUCCGAAGACGACUUAUUAUGCCCUCUCCGGUGAUUUCUCAACCCGUCAGCGCCAGUUCGGUCUGGUAUAAAGGGACAAGGUACACAAGGAACUCAUCAAACAUUACAGAAAGCGCAGUCUUGCUGCGGCACGAAAGGCGACAUUCAUGCGUGGACAGUUAGGGAAGAGCCCGGAGACUCCUCUGCGGAAAGAACAACGUCCAGCGCUUCCGAGCUGAGGCGCGAGACCAUCGAAACUUCAAAGGCCUCGAAAGGAAGAAUCAGCCAAGUCCCGGUGCCGCUAAGAAUGAGAGGACCUUAGCCACGGAGUCUCACCUCAGCUACGGACAGAGCCAGACGCGCAGCCGCUGCCCAGCUCCUAACACUUCACGGGCAGCUCUGCCUCAGAACUGCGAUUGCUUCUCUAGCUUGCCCUGGACAAUGUGAUUCGGUCAAAGAGGAAGACUGUGAGACUGACGGGGUCCACGUCAUAGCCACCACCUGACCCUACCCAGCCAGGAGGCAGCCCGGGACUGCUGGUCCAGGACACAGUGUGGAGAUGAUGGGGGCAAUGAGCACCUCAGCCCCCCUUGAGCAAACCUCGAGGCCAGGCGUGGCCACUUCCACCUUCUCUGUCGUGGACUAUGUGGUGUUCGCCCUGGUGCUGCUGCUCUCCCUUGCCAUUGGGCUCUACCACGCCUACCGUGGCUGGGGCGGCCACACCAUUGGCCAGCUGCUGUUGGCAGACCGCAAGAUGGGCUGCUUUCCCGUGGCACUGUCCCUGCUGGCCACCUUCCAGUCCGCUGUGGCUAUCCUGGGGGUCCCAUCGGAAAUCUACACAUUUGGGACCCAGUAUUGGUUUCUGGGCUGCUCCUAUUUCCUGGGGCUGCUGAUCCCUGCCCACAUCUUCAUCCCGGUCUUCUACCGUCUGCAUCUUACCAGUGCCUAUGAGUACCUGGAGCUCCGAUUCAAUAAAGCGGUGCGGAUCUGUGGAACGGUGACCUUCAUCUUUCAGAUGGUGAUCUACAUGGGGGUUGUACUCUACGCACCGUCACUGGCCCUCAAUGCAGUGACUGGCUUUGAUCUGUGGCUCUCAGUGCUGACCCUAGGCAUAGUCUGUGCCUUCUACACUGCUCUGGGUGGGCUGAAGGCCGUCAUCUGGACAGAUGUGUUCCAGACAUUGGUCAUGUUCCUAGGGCAGCUGGCAGUUAUCAUCGUGGGCUCAGCAAAGGUGGGCGGCCUGGGGCAUGUGUGGGAGGUGGCUGCCCAGAAUGGCCGCAUCUCUGGCAUCGAGCUGGAUCCAGACCCUUUUGUGCGGCACACCUUCUGGACGCUGGCCUUUGGGGGCGUGUUCAUGAUGCUCUCCUUGUAUGGGGUGAACCAGGCCCAGGUGCAGCGCUACCUCAGCUCCCGCACGGAGAGGGCGGCCAUGCUCUCCUGCUAUGCCGUGUUCCCCUGCCAGCAGGUGGUCCUGUGCAUGGGCUGCCUCAUUGGCCUGGUCAUGUACGCCUAUUACCAGGAAUAUCCUAAGAGCGCCCAGCAGGCCCAAGCAGCCCCUGAUCAGUUUGUCCUGUACUUUGUGAUGGAUCUCCUGCAGGGCCUGCCAGGCCUGCCCGGGCUCUUUGUUGCCUGCCUCUUCAGUGGCUCGCUCAGCACCAUAUCUUCAGCUUUUAAUUCACUGGCUACAGUGACGAUAGAAGACCUCAUUCGACCCAGGUUCCCUGAGUUAUCUGAAGCCCAGGCCACUCGGCUUUCCAAGAUCCUUGCCUUUUGCUAUGGACUGCUGUGUCUGGGAAUGGCCUAUGUCUCCUCCCAAAUGGGACCUGUGUUGCAGGCGGCAAUCAGCAUCUUUGGCAUGGUCGGGGGACCGCUGCUCGGACUCUUCUGUCUUGGGAUGUUCUUUCCUUGUGCCAACCCCUUGGGAGCCAUAGUGGGCCUGUUGGCGGGACUGAUCAUGGCCUUCUGGAUCGGCAUUGGAAGCAUCGUGACCAGCAUGGGCUCUGGUGUGGCACCCUCUGCACCCAACAGCUCCAGCUUGUCCCCGCCCACGAAUAUGACCACCAUCACCAUGGCUACACUGAUGCCCUUGACCACUGUUUCCAGGCUCACGGGGCUCCAGCGGCUCUACAAGUUGUCCUACCUGUGGUACAGUGCCCACAACUCCACCACCGUCAUUGUGGUGGGCCUCCUUGUCAGUCUGCUCACUGGGGGCAUGCGGGGUCGGACCCUGAACCCUGGAACCAUUUACCCUGUGUGGCCAAAGGUCCUUGCUCUCCUGCCCUUGUCCUGCCAGAAGCGACUGUCCUGCAAAAGCUAUAGCCAGGUAGACUCCCCUGUGGGCGGCCCUGUGUCUCCGGAGAAGAUGGGGAAUGGAAUGCUGUGGGGCAGCAGAGACCAGGAGGCCCUGGCUGUGCCUGAGGCAGGCGCCACCCACCAGGGCAGCAGCCCCACCUUCAUCCUCCAAGAGACCUCACUGUGAUCCAUACUCGGGACCCAAGUCUCCACAGUCAUCAGACAGCCAAGUGGCUACCGAGUCCCCUGACGUGUUCUGAACGGUGGUUAAGGACUAGGAGGACCCAGCCCACACCGAAGGGCCUUGUUGUUAGAGGCUCUCACCUGAGGCAAACCUUGUCCCAUGGUGGGGGGGUGACAGACAGGGUUGUUCCUUUUCCCUCACCAGUCUCUUCUCGCAAGGACCAGGCUUUCAGCAGGAUUAGGCCAGAAAACAGGAUAGACGGUAACCCUCCAAGAGGGCCAUGCCUUCUGAUUCCACAUGGCCCAGCUCCUCUGAAGGGCAGUGAAACAGCAUUUCUGGUUCUAACUGCCCUGGGAUCUCCGCCGGCAAGACCGACCCCCGGUAGUACAACACUGCUAGCCGCCUGCGCCAGCUGUGGCCUCUCUGGCAGUCCCGUCGAAGCACCGAUUCUGCCGUCACACGGGGCUGCUAUCACUACUCUCAGGUUUUCUGGGACACCUUUGUCUGUCUCACCCUUCUCUGCCUACCUCCACUCUCGAGAGGGAAGAGUCUGGUGCCCGUGGGAGGCCUCUGGAAUGGACCCUGGACAGGUAUUCAUCUCCUCCGUUCAAGGAAAGGAGGGAACUAACUCCCCCACAACUACCCUUUCCUGGUGAUGCAAGGCAGCCAGCGCCGGGCCACCCCAUGUCAGCUUGUCACCGGUGCUCCUUUCCUUUUGGAGCUUGUCCCCUCGUAUUUGUUCCUAGGGAAUAAAAACUGCCACCGGGCCAGUCA
This is a messenger RNA of Echinops telfairi (small Madagascar hedgehog), 3306 nucleotides long. RefSeq names its product solute carrier family 5 member 6 (gene SLC5A6). NCBI's taxonomy places the organism in Eukaryota, Metazoa, Chordata, Mammalia, Afrosoricida, Tenrecidae. Gene Ontology annotation, molecular function: sodium-dependent multivitamin transmembrane transporter activity. The transcript is spliced from 18 exons. The coding region runs from base 616 to 2535 and encodes 639 amino acids. Gene Ontology annotation, cellular component: membrane. The record is from RefSeq and is a predicted model, not a curated record. Gene Ontology annotation, biological process: sodium ion transport; pantothenate transmembrane transport; biotin transport.